CCACCGCACUAUGUCGGCACUCUCCAACAUCGCGUUUGCUUUCUCCAUCCUUCCACCAUCAACCUCACGACCGAAACAAGUGUCGAAUUCCGGUAGUUAGACCUUAUAAACUGCGUGGAGAUGGGUCGUCGUCAAAAGAACAAACAGGGAGUUCCCCCUUCGCUCGAUGAGAUUAAGAAAAAGGCUCCGAAACCGGUCCAGAAAAAACGGAAAUUAGAGGCUGAAAAGCCGGUUGCGUCCCGUAAACGGAAACUCGAGAAAGAGAAAAAGGCUCUCUUCGCUGAAGAAGAAGCAGAGGACGAGCAACUGGUUGCGUCUGGCGCUGAAGAGGCCUCUAGCAACGAUGAUGAAUUCACUGGAUUUGGCAGUGAAGGCGAGGACAACGAUUCUGAGGUUGAGGGUGCCGGUGAGACGGACGAAUUCGACUUAGAUGAAAUGGAGGAUGAUUCAGAUGAAGAAGAUUCAAUUUUCGAUUCAGAUGAAGAAGCUCAGGCCCGACCUAUGUUCAGUGAUGACUCCGGUGACGAGCAAGACUUAGAGCUCGCCAAUAUGGAGGCCCUUUCAAAGCAGAUUGAGGAAGAGGAAGAGCAGGAAGCCGAAGAAGCUGAAGAGGAGCUUCACACGAACGUUGUUCCUGAGGCCCCUGUUGUCCUUCCACCUCCUGGUGAAGAUACGGAUGAAGCUGGCUUGUCUCAGGAUUUGGGACAAGUACAAUUACGUAUGCAAGAGAUUGUUCGUGUGCUGAAUGAUUUCAAGACGUUAUGUGAACCUGGACGUAGCAGAACCGAGUAUGUUGAUCAGCUGCUUAAAGACAUCUGUACCUAUUACGGUUACUCGCGUUUCUUGGCUGAAAAACUUUUUGAGAUGUUUCCUGUUUCUGAGGCCAUCGAGUUUUUCGAGGCCAAUGAAACUCCUCGUCCCAUGACCAUCCGUACCAACACCCUUAAAACAAACCGUCGUGAGCUGGCUCAGGCUCUUAUCAAUCGUGGUGUCAAUUUGGAACCCAUUGGUAAAUGGACCAAGGUCGGUUUACAAGUGUUUGACUCUCAAGUGCCAAUUGGUGCUACUCCCGAGUAUUUGGCUGGCCAUUACAUCCUUCAAGCCGCAUCCUCUUUCCUUCCCGUUAUGGCCCUGGCUCCCCAACCUCACGAGCGUAUCCUUGAUAUGUCCUCUGCUCCUGGUGGUAAGGUUACUUACAUUGCUGCCCUUCAAAAGAACUCUGGUGUUAUUUUUGCAAACGAUUCCAACAAAGCCAGAAUCAAGGCUCUGUCAGCCAACAUUCACCGUCUUGGUGUGCGCAACACAAUUGUUUGUAAUUAUGAUGGUCGUAAGUUCCCUGAAGAGGUUUUGGGUGGCUUCGAUCGUGUCAUGCUUGAUGCACCUUGUUCCGGUACCGGUGUUAUUCACAAGGACCAGUCUGUGAAGGCAAACAAGACUGCGCAUGACUUUGAUAUGCUUGGUCACCUUCAACGCCAACUUUUGCUCUCGGCAAUUGACUCUGUUGAUGCUGAAAGCAAAACUGGUGGCUACAUCGUCUAUUCUACUUGUAGUAUUACUGUCGAUGAAGAUGAGGCCGUUAUUCAAUAUGCCUUGAAAAAGCGACCCAACGUCAAGUUGGUGUCUACUGGGUUGGAGUUUGGUCGCGAAGGCUUCACUCGUUACCGCGAGAAACGCUUCCAUCCUAGUUUGAAACUGACACGUCGUUACUAUCCUCACGUUCACAAUAUCGACGGUUUCUAUGUCGCCAAGCUGAAAAAGCUGUCCAACAAAAUCCCCACUAUUUCCAACACAGAGGAGGAAGUGGCAGAGGAGGACGAGCAUGAGAUUGCUGUCAGUGACAAUCUUGGUGCUCAUAGCGAAGAGCUCACAUUCAACGAUGAGGCCGACAAGGAGAUCAUUGAGGCCAGUCGCAAGAAGUGGCUGAAAUCAAAGGGCUACAAGGUUUCUAACAAAAAAUCAGAAGCGUCCGCCUAGGGUCGGAGUGCGUUCGGUUGAUCUUUUUGGUUUUCUUAAGAUUGAUGCAUUCUUGGGUUGUUUGUGAAUAUGUUUGGGGUUGCUUGUAUUUCAUCUGCACAGCAAGUGCCGGCGUCCCUCUUUAAGGUUAGGUUGGUUUAUAAUUUUGUUCUUGUAUUCAAUAAAAACAGUUACCCAUACCCAUCAAUACGAAUUGUUUGUAC
Schizosaccharomyces japonicus yFS275 is the source of this 2177-nucleotide messenger RNA. RefSeq names its product RNA methyltransferase Nop2. Gene Ontology annotation, biological process: RNA processing. Gene Ontology annotation, cellular component: nucleolus. The transcript has a single exon. The record is from RefSeq and is a predicted model, not a curated record. Bases 121 to 1974 code for a protein of 617 amino acids. Lineage: Eukaryota; Fungi; Ascomycota; Schizosaccharomycetes; Schizosaccharomycetales; Schizosaccharomycetaceae. Gene Ontology annotation, molecular function: S-adenosylmethionine-dependent methyltransferase activity; RNA methyltransferase activity; RNA binding.